Messenger RNA from Effrenium voratum, 1863 nucleotides. NCBI's taxonomy places the organism in Eukaryota, Dinophyceae, Suessiales, Symbiodiniaceae. The record is from the annotation of a GenBank genome assembly.
AUGUAUCGCCAGUGUCGGAACAAGCUACACGUGGUCACCAUGACUCUGCUGAACACGGACGGGGUCUCGAUGAUCCAGGCAUGGUAUUGCAUUUCUGUCCCGGUCAGUCAUGAGCUGCAUGGCAUCCGGUCUUUGCUGAGCACUGGCAAAGAGGGCUGCAGACAGCACUGGCUUGAACAGGCUCGGGGGGGGCCUUUGGCAGUAGCCGGUCGGAUUCUGGAGCAGCUUCUGCAGCCAGACACGUUGGAGAGCACAGGUCUUUGGUUUGAGGCCGAGCUCUGUGGCAAUGCUGUUGGCAGAAUGUCUGUGGACCACCCACAGGUUCGGCUACAGGACAAACAAAGCCAACGACACAUGAAGAUGGCCUUGACGCUGGUCUUUUACAAGCUCGUGUACGCUUCUCCGGUCCUGUUUGGCUACCCGAUGAAAUUAGUCUUGCUGCUGGGCACCGAGGCUGAGCAAUGGCAGUUGAGCAAAGGUCUGCGUUGUUUUCUGGAUGAUUGUUUCAGUGGCUUCGGGUGCACGUGGAAUGAGGAAGGUUUCUCCCGACUUCGUGAAACAGAGUCCACAGAAAACAAAGGUCAUGACAUGACAUCAUGCCAGGUGUGGCAAACGCUUUCCUUCAGAAAGGUCUUGGAGGGUUCUGGCUUUCACGAGGUCGCCACAGAUACGACCUUGCCAGCAGUCAGUUUGCCUGAGUCUGUUUACCACAUCCAGCGUAAGCAGCCCACUUCGCCUGUGCUGAAAGGAAUCCUGAAACAAAUGGUGUGGCCUUCCCUUUCACCUCAAGGUGUAGGGGGCCUUGCCUGCGAGCUGACGUUAUUAGCCAACGCCAAGGACUCCGACUCGAUUGGCAAGCUCGCAGCAACGUGGCGGAGCACUCUGUUGCGUCAGGGCUUGGUGGUGAUGCACAAGUCCUGGCCUCGACCUUGUCUGUCUUUGGGCGUUUGGCCUGGCAACAGUGGUGUGUUGCUAGUCCCUUUACAGGAAUGUAAAUAUGGAUGGAGUCUUGCCGAUGCUGCUUUAUCCACAGCAUCACUUGUGUGGGCGCAGGUCUCCUGCUUCACGGAUUGGUCUGUGUUGCCAUCAGACACGUAUAGCCCACUUCACAUGUUUGCAAGGCACAAAGAGAGAGACCUGUCUGCUCUCCCGCUGGUGUGUAAGUCAGACGAAGAUUCCCGCAAUAAGGUCCCGCUUCUGGAGUAUAGUGCCCAGCACGCAUACUGGGAUUUGCCAGCCAGCAUCUUGAAGCUCUUGGCAAAAGAAGAGUUUGCCCAGGAUGCCGCGGUCCAAGACAGUCAUCUCGUAGGGGAACUUUUGCGGGUCUGCGUUGAAAAGGCGCUGAAGGUCUCACCAGAAAAGGCUGCUGACAUCAUGGAGAGCAACUUGCACCAUAGACACGCGGACGACAAACAAGACCUCAUCGAUUUGCUGAAGCAGCCAGCUUUCGAAGAACUCGUUCACGCUCGAGACCAACAAGAAGUGCAAGAUGCCUUGAAGCAAGCCAAGGCCUCUCAUCAGGCAUUUUUGGACGUUGCAGGGGCAAUCAGCCGCGUGCGCAAAGCAGGGUCCAAAGCAAAAGCUGUCAAGCGAAAGCCGGUCAACUUUGCAAGUUUCAGGGUCUUCGAUGCAGAGCGUGUGUCUGCGUGGCUGCCAGAUGGCUCUUAUCGGUGCUACCGUGACACUUUUAACAAGUGUUGGCGGAUUUUCCACAAAAGUGGAUGGAGUAUGAGCAGGUCUUGGGGGCCAAGCGGGAAUGAGUCAACGCCAGUGGAAUCGGUUGUGCAAGGCGCCUGGGAGAGGCACAAAAUGUUUCACCCAAACUGCCAGUGCCCGUUCGACUUCAAGAAUGUCGUGGCAUGA